Electrophorus electricus (electric eel) is the source of this 1893-nucleotide messenger RNA. It is a transcript of the gene mad2l1bp, whose product is annotated as MAD2L1 binding protein. Gene Ontology annotation, cellular component: nucleus. The record is from RefSeq and is a predicted model, not a curated record. Gene Ontology annotation, biological process: regulation of exit from mitosis. NCBI's taxonomy places the organism in Eukaryota, Metazoa, Chordata, Actinopteri, Gymnotiformes, Gymnotidae.
UCUUUACAAAUAGCUUGUUUGGUUAUUGUUAUUGCUGUUGCUGUAGCAGAUGACAUUAUUGUAGGAGGACUAGAACUGUGCGUGUGUUAUAGAAUUUCUGGGGUUAAACCUGGAUGAGGUAGCAAGAACUACUUCCGGUGUACUGUUUCCCAUGAUGCACCAACAGGGGAGGGUUCAGUUCAAACCGGUCGAGAAAUGGAUGAGGAGUUGAGGAGUGAAGGGAUGGUACAUAAAAGUACGACUGUCGUCGAAAUUGCUAACCCUAGUUCUAGAUAUAGUGAACGUUUCAUUCCAGUAGGUCACUAUAAUGGUCAGAACAAAGGAAUGGGAAAUGCAGGGGAACCGGACACGGGACGGAACGGUUUGUGCUGCGAUGAUCCGGAAAACUCACCCGGUUUAAGGACAGACUUGAGUCGCCUGUCAUCGGCUGGUACCGACAGAAUUAGGGAGGAAAUUCAGCGAGCAGCUGCAGUUCGAAAGCUGAACUUUCCUCAGAAUACGACCCUGAAAGCAAGCGAAGAGGAGGAAAUGGGCAAGAGCACCGGCGUGUCUGGAGCUGGAACCGCAGCAGAGAAGCUAGCAGACACCAAUACUCCACCGGGUGAGCUGACCAGGCAGUGGGACUCUGACUUCAGGACGACGCCUGCGCCUCAGUCUUUAUGUGAGGAUGAGGAGAGCGUGAGGAAAGCCAGGGAGGAAGGCCGUGUGGAUGUCGUGUUCCCUGGGAGCGUCACACAGGAGGGCUGCUGUAGGUUCGUCUGCGAGCUCCUGAAAUGCGUCCUAUACCAGCGUCAGCAGCUGCCCAUGACCUAUGAGCAGAUGGUGUUCUUCCAGAAACAGGAUGCAUCCACACAGCCAGAGGACGCAGUAGCCAGGAAGCCUGCAAAAUCUUCUGGAGGAGUGAACUGGCGUCGGGGCCGGAGGACUUUGCAGGAGCUGGACGACGUGCUCAUCCACCUGGAGGCACUGUUCUCCCUGAGCCGUGUGCCCCGGGUACUCUUCAUGCUGGGGGGAUCUGUGUUGCUUCCCGCCGAGCUGUACGAGAUCAACAUGGAGGCUGUGGUGGUGGGAGGCAGUGACGGAAGCUUGAGGACUUCCUCAUGCCUGAGGCAGCUCUUCCGCACGCUGUUUGUGGCCGACCUGCUGUCCGACGUGAAGUCCGUGCGGCUCAUGGCCACCACGGUCAUGGCUCUCGGCCACAGGGACUGCGGCGUGCCGUGGUUCAAGCCAAAGCUCGACUUCAAAGUCCCUGCCAGGGUGAAGAGGCAGGUGAUUUCAUUAGCUAGCCGGAAGUCCGUGAGCAGCACCAGAGACUGGGAUGAUUAUAUAUGGUUUCAAGCCCCAGUGACUGUUAAGGGCUUCUGUAAAUGACGAGGCGCUAAAGUAGAGCCCCAAGCUAAGACAUUGUGAUGUUUAUAAGGGUUCAGGAAUCGAUCAGUUACACCUAACCACAUACUCGAGUAUAAAUACCUCAAAGGUUGUCAUUUUUGACUGAGGAAUUCAUUUAAAUUAUUUUGAAUUAAAUUCACCCCAGAUAAGCGACAUACAAUUAGUCAGUACUGAUAUUCCUUUAAACAUUUUGCUUAAUUUUAGUUACAUUUUACAAUGAAGAAAUUAACUUCAUGCUGGAGGAGGCAUUUCUACAUGUCAGUUGUCUCCUGAAUGAAAAGUUUGGAAAUUGUGUGGUUAGAAGAGCAAGGCUAAACUAUUUCUAAUUGAAUAUCCAUGAUUCUGAUUUUAUAUCUAACCGGUUCUUUUAUGCAUGGUGCUAUAUGUUGUCACCUGUCUUUUUGCUGUUAAUUUUUAUCAAAGGACAAAGUAUUACAAAAAGAUGUCAUUUCCAGAAUAUCAAUGGACAUUAUAAUUAAAUAUACUUUUUAAAUUAUUCAUGUA